CAUCAUGAUGUUCAUGUCUGUUAUCGCUACCCUCGUCGCCUUUGUCAUCCCCGCACUCACUCAGGACACAGUCAGCGUCUCGUACGACACUGUCUACGAUAAUGGAUUUACAUCUCUCAGCACUGUAGCAUGCUCUGGCGGCGUCUACGGCCUCGACACCAAAGGCUACACCACCUUCUCAUCGCUCCCCGACUUCCCCUACAUUGGUGGUGCGCCUAAUAUCACAGGCGGGGACUCCCCGUCUUGUGGUACUUGCUGGGAGUUAAACUACUCGGCUGGCAGCAUCAAUGAGACUAUCUACGUGACCGCAGUGGACGCCGGACAGGAUGGGUUCAAUCUUUCAUUGGAGGCGAUGAACGCUUUGACCAACAAUCUCGCGCAACAAUUGGGCAGGAUUAGUGCUACCGCGACUCAAGUCUCCAAUUCCAGCUGUGGCUUCUAAUUGGAGAUGUGAAAUGACGCGAGCCACGAACGUUCACGGUAAUGAGCUUGGAAAAAAUGUUGGACGUUCAUUCAUGGGACGUUCGUAGUUGAUUUUUUGUGCACGCUUCUUUUGGGUAUGGGUCGUAGGACCUUGAUUUGUUCGCAAUACAUGCUGGUUCAUGAU
Molecule: messenger RNA, 607 nt
Organism: Serpula lacrymans var. lacrymans S7.9
Lineage: Eukaryota; Fungi; Basidiomycota; Agaricomycetes; Boletales; Serpulaceae
Exons: 2
Coding region: 5-442 (145 amino acids)
Source: RefSeq, a predicted model, not a curated record